This is a messenger RNA of Linnemannia hyalina, 600 nucleotides long. NCBI's taxonomy places the organism in Eukaryota, Fungi, Mortierellomycota, Mortierellomycetes, Mortierellales, Mortierellaceae. The record is from the annotation of a GenBank genome assembly.
AUGAGCAACCUCGAGAAAAGUCUGUUCCAGCUCAAAUUUACGACGAAGCAACUGCAGCGCCAAGCAAAGAAGUGCACCAAGGAUGAAGGACUCGAAAAGGUCAAGCUGAAGAAGGCAAUCCAACAGGGAAACAUGGAGGGAGCAAGGAUCUACGCUGCCAACGCGAUCCGGAAAAAGAACGAGGGCCUCAACCUGCUCCGCCUCUCCUCCAGAAUCGACGCAGUCGCCUCUCGAGUCCAGACCGCCGUCACCAUGCGCAACGUCACCAUGUCCAUGACCAGCGUCGUCAAAGGCAUGGAUAAAGCCAUGGAAUCCAUGAACCUCGAAAAGAUAUCAAUGGUGAUGGACAAGUUUGAGAGCCAGUUUGAGGAUCUGGACGUACAGACACAGUACAUGGAGAACACGAUGGGCAACCAGUCGGCAUUGACAACACCCCAGGACGAGGUCGACACGCUGAUGCACCAGGUCGCAGACGAACAUGGUCUCGAACUCAAUGAAGAGCUCAGAGAGACACCCGAUACCCUUCUCAACAAGUCCAAGGAAACCGAAGCCAAGGAGCAGGACGAUCUCUCUGAGCGUCUUCGGGCACUCCGUGGAUAA